GUUUUAGUGGUAUCUUAAAAAGCUACAAUUUGGAAUAUUUUUAUGUGAAAGCUGUGAGCAAUUUAUGGUUUCGGAAUUCGUGGAAUUUUCUUUUAAGUAAAACCAAAAUGUUCUCGCACCAGUUUGGUGUCCACAAAUGGCACAUUUUGAAGGUAACUCUAUUGAUAUUUGUGAUUAGAGGUAAGUUUCAAUUCAUCAUGCUGUUUAAUUUAGUAUGAAAGGUGCAAAUAAACAAAACUAGCCUGCUUUCCAAUACGCCUGCACCGUAAUAUUGUGAACCUAUAAAUUAUACAAUUAACAAAUUAUUGAUUCGCCUAAUUAACUACCCAAUGAAUUAUGACCAUAUAGAAUGUAUCAUGAGAUGAUUCAGAUGUUGUUGUUUUUUUUGGGGGGGGGAUUUAGUUACAAUACGUGACCAUUAAUCAACUUUGUAUUAAUGUUAACAAUUUCAAUUCCUUUUUGCUUCAUUAUGAUCAACUACAGGUGUAAACUGUGACUUGACCAUCUCUCCCCCGGGAAACUCGCUGGUCAACGCCACUGUUGGCAGCAACGUGACUCUGGUAGUGGCCAUCAGUGGUGCACCUGACCCUGUGGUCACAUGGAAUAUGGGGAGUUUACCUGUGGUUACCUGGACCCUUGGCUCCAGUGUUCCACCAGACAUAUCUGCCAUUCACCGUGAUGUGCUGAAGAUUGAGGCCGAUGGGUCCCUCACCUUCCAAAAUGUGUUGUUUGUCUACAGUAACACCUACACAGUGGACAUAGUCAAGUCUGGAUUGAAGACCGUCUCAGCCACAUUUGUGCUAAAGGUCUAUGGUGAGUAUUGGGCAUUUGGCGCCGGUUUCCCAGACCCAGAUUAAGCCUAUUCCUUUACUAAAAAGCAGUUUCAAUAGAGAUUCUCCUUUGAGCACACCUUUUAGUUGAAUAUUACACAUAUUAGUUGAAGAUUAGACUUAAUGUAGAGGUUAAUCAUGUUAGGAUACCCGUUUAAGGAAUUCUGCAGCUACAUUGUCCUCCUCACCAUGGAGAAGCAAUACGGUUUGUCCAUCCAUCUGUGUCCUUUACCCCAACUGUUGCUCUCCUUUCUGCUUUCAGACUACAUCCAGAACGUGUCUGUGAACACCGAGCCUGCCGAGGCCAUAGAGGGAGCCGGCAAGUUCACUCUUCAGUACAGCACACUGCAGGGAGAGGCCGACCAGUGGAGGUGGUACUUUAACAGUGUGGAGAUACAUACCAACUUCCACUACACGGUGAGCCAGAAGAGCCUGGUCAUCCUUCAGCCCAACCGGACCGACACAGGACUUUACACCUUGGUCCUGACCAACCCUUUCAGCACUGUCACGUCUCAUAGGAAAAUCACUGUUCUGUGUAAGGAAGUGGUUGAAUCUCGCCUUAUUUGGCCAAAACAUUAGUCUGAACAUUACUUUCAUUCUACUUUUUUACUCGACUUUAUUAGUUAACAGCACAAUUUUCCAUCUUGUGCACCCGUAAUUACUCGCAUGUCUCUAGUUUUGUAGUUGAAUCCUUUAACAAUCCUUUACUGAAAGCAACAUGUUUCCCUGUCUCACAAAUCCACUUUACCACGUCUUUAUUUCCUUCAACUCCUCUAUAUGGAACACUUUCUUACUCUUCUACCUUACACUGUACUAAAAAUGCUACCAGAAAUUACAUCUACUUUAACCAGCCAUUUGAUGAAACCGAUAUGCCCAUCUGACUUCCCCCUUUCUCUUCCACUACUAGAUGGACCAGACGAGCCCAUGCUUGGAGCCAGUCCGUCCCAGGCCUUCUUUGUUUCCGGAGAUUCCCUCUCUCUCUCUUGUCAGGCCGAGGGGGUUCCCCAGCCCUCCACCUCCUGGAUGUUUGGUGGUCAGACCCUGCCUGUUUCCCAAGGAGGAAGUCUCAAUCUGACCAAUGUCCAAACUAGCCAGGGGGGUAUAUACACCUGUGUGCUGGUCAAUGAGAACACAAGAACGCAGCGCAAGAGGAACUUGACGGUCAACAUUUAUGGUAGAGUAUUAGCAUCUAUUGAGGGGCAAAGUAUUGUUGCUGGAGUGUGACACGGUACACAUGCUUUGCCUUGUGUUGUUUGAUAUCAUUGGUCUUAGCAUAAGGGGUCUUGAAACAUCUGGAUUAUCUGCAUUAGUUUAGGGUGCAAGUGUUCUAAUUAUGCCCCCUCCCCCUUGUCUUCCUACCAUCACAGAGAGCCCGACAGCCAGCCCACUGUGCUCAGUCAAUGCAGUGAACGGAAAUGUUGACCUGCAGUUCCACUGCCAGUGGCCAGGAGGCACCCCAGAAGCCCUACUGGCCUUCCCUGCCUUGAACAACGCCACCAGCGGUGCCGGAGACUUCAGCCUGACUACGCCUGCCUCUCAGAACUUCAAUGGGAAAAUGGUCCUCUGUAUGGCCUAUCACCCCCUCCAUCAGACACAGUGCAAUAUUACUGCCAGUGAGUUACUUAUUCCCUAUUCCAUACUAGACUAUGUAAGGUCCAGGCGUUUUGCAGGUUUGCACAACAAACAGAAUGUUUGAGAAUCACACAGUGUAACUAGUGGUCUCAUUCCUCCUCAGCUGGUCCUGCAGAGUUCCUACCGAUGGUCUUGACCACAGUGGACCAAGAUGGUAAAAUAGUGGUCACCAUCCACUGCAACAGCCAUGCCACGCCCAAGGCUAUGGUCACAUGGUCCAAAGGUAGCGAGCUCUUAGCCAAUGGGUUGCAGUACCAGAUCAACAUGGACACUGCGCAGCUCAGCAUCCACAAUUUUAACACCAGCACCACUCACCUCUACACUUACACCUGUAACUGUAGCAACCCACUGGGCAACAAUGAAAAAAGACUCAGUUACUGGGUAUGUCAUAGGCCAGUUUCUCAGGUGGUGGUUAACAGCCUGUUUUUCUUGGGUCAUGGAUAGAUUUGGCGCGAAAUACAUGGUUUUGUUUACUUGGUGGGUCACCAUGAAAUUUGGAAGGCUUUAUGUAGGACACUACGCAAAAAACAAAGAAAUUGUGAUCCACUGUUAUAGUAGUGUUUUAUAUCCCUCAAGUAACACCGCUAAUAGUAGUUACAGCAUGUGGUUAAACAUACAUAAUGUGAUCUCUGUGCUGAGCACUGGGAAGGAGUUGUACUGUAUUUAAAUGACUGGAGAAUCAAAUGUUACCUGAGAGUUCUAGAGCACUAGAUUACUAGACUAAAGCAGCACAAUGGGGUCUUAGACUGUGUAAAGAAGAACUUGCUUUUUUUAGUUUUACACAAAGCGCCAUAGUCUCCCUCUCACCCCUCUCUCCAGGCCCCACCAUCUCAGAUUCCAGUCUUUUCCCUAAUCAAGAUGGAACCAUCAUCACAAUGACCUGGGAGGUCCCUCCCACCUCUGUGAUUACAGGUAAAGCUGCUGACGUACCUAUGCUCACAAAUGUUCCUGUAAAAACGAUAUUGAGAGAACAUAAGAAUAUGAUUUCCCACAAUUUAGGCAUUGUAAUUUUACGACAUGGGAGCCUCCCAGUUUUCAACCCUUUGUGGAAUGGCUUUUGAUCUCACUGCUGAACUUGUAGACCUCAGCAAUAUUGCUGCUGGGAAAAGAUGCAACUCCAAACACAGGAGAUAGGGGUGUACUGUAAAUAUUGCUUAAUGUCUGAGACCAUCUGGACUAUCCGGCUUUGCUCUAGAGCGCACAAUGAUUUGGUGUGAGAAACUAAAAUUGUAGCCUAAGAGGUCUAAACCUAUUUUUUUUAAAUGAGCCUGCUAUUUUCCUUUUAUGUCGUUUUGGGUCUAUAAAGCUGUCCUCAAGCACUUGGCUGAGAAUCUUGUAUAAUACUACUCAGUAGUGUCAGCUUUGGGAUACAAUUUGACAUUUUACCUGGUUUUACAUGUAUCUUGGCUGUAGUUAAUGUCAAAUUAUAUGGAACAUCCCUUUAAGUACUGCUCAACACUGGUUUCUGUCCCUCCGUUGCGUUUGAAGGCUUUGACAUACAGAUGAGCGGACCAGACCCUAAGUGGCAAUAAAAAUGGCGGCCGAAGUAAAAGAGCCACAGAGGGAUUCCGGAGCAUUCAGCAGAGGCCCGGAUCCUCCCGGAGCACUGAUAUCUCUGUUCUGGAUCCCAAAUCCACAUACUACUUCCGGGUCAUCCCCAUUGCUGGCAGAACUCAGGGGGAACCAUCAGGGGUGCAGAUAAUUGGACCCGGUAUUUGAACUGACUUGGAUCAUUUUCCUAUUCAGGUCAGAUCGUUUGGGAGGUGCUAAUCUGUUUCCCACUUACUAGUUGGCUUGGCAUUGUUCCAUGUGAAGAAAUUAAUUCAUUUCUUUAUAAGAUAGUCAGUUGUAUUUUUUAAAGAGACUGAGGAAUGAGCUGGAUGUUAACAUAAUGAAGUGAUAAAUGUAAACCUCCACAUGAUGCUGGUAAAGUUAAACUUAUAGUCAACGUUAUGCUUCCAUGUCACCUUUGACACAUCAGUGGAGAGUCGGCUCUGUGAAUGCUGCUCUAACAGAUUGUACUGUGUGUGUGCGCUGGUGUGACAGGUGGUCUGAGCGGACCACAGAUUAUAGGCCUCGCUGUCGGGAUCCCCUGUAGCCUCCUCUUCCUCCUGCUCCUCAUCGGCCUCAUAUACCUCUGUGUCUACUGCUGCAGGAAGAAACGUAGGAGCACCACCCUCAAUCCCCUGAUCUUCCUUCCCGUUUUGUUAUCACAUCCGGAAGCAAGUGGUUUUCACUAUAAAAUGCUGUUUCUGUUUUAUAGGUCAACAGAACAUAUAUCCCGUGCCCAAAGCAGUGAAGGUAAUGCCAGUAAUUGGGAAAUGUGUUAUUGCACAACUGUCAUGUUCCUACCUGUACUGUAGAGCUCAUAUUCUCUUGCGCGCGCACUCGCUCGCGCUCUCUCACCCCAUGCAGGCGGUGUCAACCCAACCAGACAUAAACACUCCCAACCAUCUGCUGACUGGAGGAUUCAAACCACUGCCUGAUUACAACAGAAUAACAUUACAAGUGGUAAUUCACCCCGCCUUGUCAUGACACACUUACAAAACAUCUACACAUCAGGGACCAUAUUCACAAAGCAUAGAAGAGUAGGACUGGUGAUCUAGGAUCAGUUUUGCCUUUUUAAACCAUAAUGAAUAACACUCCUACUCUGAGACGCUUUGUGAAUAUGGGCCGUGUGGAAUUGCUAUUGGGUUAGAACUGUUAUAUAGAAAUGUAGGAGAGUGACAUACAAGAUGUCUAUUCAGAAAUGAUUUACCAGCCAUACUUUGUAUCUGAUAUCUUUUCCAGGCUCCGUCUGAGCGGUCAAUCCCUCUCCCCACGUUUGUCGCUCCUCCCCCUGUGAGAACUGCCACAAUUGUGUAA
This is a messenger RNA of Coregonus sp. 'balchen', 5327 nucleotides long. The record is from the annotation of a GenBank genome assembly. Lineage: Eukaryota; Metazoa; Chordata; Actinopteri; Salmoniformes; Salmonidae.